Molecule: messenger RNA, 1066 nt
Organism: Colletotrichum navitas
Lineage: Eukaryota; Fungi; Ascomycota; Sordariomycetes; Glomerellales; Glomerellaceae
Exons: 2
Coding region: 175-720 (181 amino acids)
Source: RefSeq, a predicted model, not a curated record
CCCCCCCCCCCCCCCGUGAAGAAUGACAUGAUUCCAUCAAUACCCGCCACAGAGGACUUUGCGCACACCACUACACGCGGGAUCUUCCUAUGAUUUAAGUUCACGGAGUACAGCACCGUCUCGAUCUCGAGGAACGCCGGUCGGCCGCCAAGGAGCGCGCGGGCUUGCAGCGCAAUGCCUCAACAGCAGAACUGCCGCCGCUCCCGCCGCCGCUCCUGCCGGUCGACCGGCCGGGCCUGCCGUUUUCCCCGCGGCGGGAAACUUUCAGAGCUGCGGGCUUCAGCUAUAGGUGAGAAGAGUGCAACCACCGGCGCCAAGGAGGAGGAGGACGAGGAGGAGAAUGAGAAGAACAACGAGGGGGUAAGAGCAGCUCCUGAAGGACGAAGUCACCGUAGUCCGUCCUUAUCGUCGUCGUCAUCCCCCUCAUCCUCCUCCCCCUCCUCUUCUUUGGCAGGGACGGCAAUUGCGGCAGUGGAGGCCUUCCUAGUAACCGACCUUUCCUUCUUGGGAGCGGCGGACUUCUCGUCCUCGUCGUCGUUCUUCUUUUCCCUCCUCCUUGGCGGCGGCGGCGGCGGCGGCGGCAGCCUCCUCGACAACGCGCGCAACUCCAGCGCCCCAGACUCCACGGACGCCCACCGCCCAAGGACAGGUCCCUCCGCCGCUCUCCUCAAUGGAGUCGCCAGGCAUGCCGAGGCGUUUGAGAUCGGGCCGCUUAUCUAGGGCGCCUCUGAGACCUGGAUUUGUCUCCUCUGCCAACCAGCGGAUAGAUUCCUCCAGCCCCGAUGCCUCCUCGUCUGCCUCGCGCUCCUCCUCUUACACCCUCUGUACGGAUGCCAAGCCAGGGUCCGUCGACCGACCUGGAGUGUCUACCAGAAAACCUAGCUGCUCAUUUCGUCAGCAGCUUCAUUGAAGAAGCACUUCUCCUACAGCGGCGCUCUUCUUUCCAAUGGCCGAAGCUCAGAGGCUUUGCAAAGCUUCCUGCCGCAAACAAAAUGGCAAAUCCGGCCGGUCGACCGGCGGCGGCGCUCCAUGGGUAAUAUUUUCGUUGUAUUGGCGAUAACUGUGA